Molecule: messenger RNA, 1371 nt
Organism: Theobroma cacao (cacao)
Lineage: Eukaryota; Viridiplantae; Streptophyta; Magnoliopsida; Malvales; Malvaceae
Product: ethylene-responsive transcription factor RAP2-1-like
Biological process (GO): regulation of DNA-templated transcription
Molecular function (GO): DNA-binding transcription factor activity; DNA binding
Source: RefSeq, a predicted model, not a curated record
AAUAAACUAGGUAGGGAGUUUGCGUGCUGGGAGCAGAACCACGUCGGCGGUCACAUGCUUCCAAGCCGCUACGUGAGAUUUUUGCUUUGGUUAAAUUACGAAAUACCCUUUUCAUACUCACCAAGUGAGAGUGUGUUUUUGUGUUUAUAUGUUUAUUAUAGGCUUUAAUGGAAAGAGAAAGAGAUGCAGCUGAUGGAUUAUGUCGGCCAAAUUUGGAUUGAUCUUUAAGGAAGAUCAACGUGGCGGCCGUGCCCAGACGACAGACUAGCAGCCAAGUGGGAUACUAAUGCUUCUUGCCUCUGCAUUCCUCCCCCACCCCAACCCUUCUCUUUUUUUUUCUCUCUCUCCUUUGCUAUUUAUAUAUAUAUUGGCAUCCAUAUAUAUAACAGAGAAUAACUUUUGAGGCAAAGGGUAUUCUUUGAUUAAACGUAGAAUCUUUUCUUCUUCUUCUUCUUCUUCUUUUUGUUAUGGCUUACAAGUUAUAGUCUCUAGAAACAAGGGGAAAAAGUUCCGUAAAAGGGUUUAGCUAGUUCCUUUAGGACAUAGGCUCUGAAUAGGAUUUUUGCUUUUUUAUUUUAUAUCUUUUCUCUCAUGGAAGGCGAUUGUUGUUCAACUUCAAGUUCAACAAGCGGAGAGAAGCGGAAGCAAAGGAAACAGCAAAAAGAGAAACCAUUCAGAGGGAUAAGGAUGAGGAAGUGGGGCAAGUGGGUGGCUGAAAUCAGAGAACCAAACAAGCGCUCUAGAAUUUGGCUCGGCUCUUACACCACCCCUAUAGCUGCUGCCCGUGCCUAUGACACCGCCGUCUUCUACUUGCGCGGGCCUUCCGCUAGGCUCAACUUCCCUGACCUCAUACUCCAAGAAGACGAGCUUAGGGACAUCUCCGCCGCUUCCAUACGCAAGAAAGCCACGGAGGUGGGAGCUAAAGUCGAUGCUUUACAAACGUCGCUUCAUGCUGCUUCAUCGUCAGAAUCAAACCCUAGUCGAGGUUUCCAGAAGCCUGAUUUGAACAAGUACCCGGAAAGUUCUGAUGAAGAUUGAACGAUAUAAAAGUGAUGAUCAUAAUAAAUCCCCCAAAAGAAAAAAGACCCCACCAACAAAAAUCAACAACUGUUCAUAGCCUCCACUUUCUUUUUUUUUUCCUCUUCUUCUUAUGUCUUCGGAUUCUAAUGGAAUAGCAAGUGCCCGAAGAAUAGAAUCAAUACAAAAAGAAUGGAUUGAUUCUGUUUGAUAAGGUUAUGUUUUUACUUUGGGAAUACAGAUGUUUAGUUUGUGGCUUGUAACUUGUAACUUGGAUAGUGAUGAAACCGGGAUGGCUAGCUAGAUAUAGUUGAUCAGUUAGAAAUUACUCUUUCAUCUUUGCCUUUCCUUUCU